Messenger RNA from Sinocyclocheilus rhinocerous, 1509 nucleotides. RefSeq lists its product as uncharacterized. The record is from RefSeq and is a predicted model, not a curated record. Bases 1 to 1509 code for a protein of 502 amino acids. The transcript is spliced from 8 exons. Gene Ontology annotation, molecular function: zinc ion binding. NCBI's taxonomy places the organism in Eukaryota, Metazoa, Chordata, Actinopteri, Cypriniformes, Cyprinidae.
AUGUCAGUGUUUACAAGAUGUCUUCAAGAUCUGCCUAAAAUAAGCAUUAGCGAUGUACACCGCAUCGUUGAUGCCUGGUCCCCUGCUCCAACAAGCAAGCGGAACAAGGGAUUCAAACUCUACAUAUCGAGUUAUAUCCACAACUACGAGGUUUCUAAUAAAGAUCAGGGCACAGGUGAAGUCAUUGUCAGGUCCUUGUGCUACAGAUCCAUGAGGAAAGCUGAGAAACCUCACAUACGUAAAAUUGACAGUUUUAGUAGGCAGGUGGUACUAAAAGAGUCAAGUCCUGUUGAGCUGAUUCAACACAGCUGCACAUGUGUUGCUGGAGCAGCAUUAUGCAACCACUGUGUUGCUUUGCUGUUCCAGUCAGCACAUUACUCACAGCUGAAUGUGCCAGUGGUCUCUCCUGUGCUAAGCUGUACUGAAGGGGAACAGCAGUGGCACAAGCCCAGAACUUUGGGUAUAAAGCCAGGCCCUGUGGAAAAGAUGGUUGUGCUGUCUGCUAAACCAAAGUCUAGAGCAACAACAGAGGGAGUAAGGAGCACACUCUACAAAGGCCUGAGUGGAGAUAUGCCUGAUCUAUCUGUCCUUCAGGUGACAGAGGUAUAUAAAGAUUUCCCCACAGCUGAGGCACCAAUGAUCUGCAGUAUGGGCAUCAGCUGUGAAAUUCCCCUGGUCGACUCUGCCCUUGGCAAGGUUCAAGCCGGUAGUCCCUUGUCCUACCAACAACCUGCAACAGCAAAGAGAAACCUGUCCUUCCAUGCUGCCCCACCACGUCCAUCUGUACCUCUUCAGCAUUACCGCCUACAGCAAUCCAGUUGCAUGUUUGUCUGCACUGAACCACAACAGCUACAUCAUAGGAGUCUGGAAGUCACCUGGGAUAUAGCGCACAAUUUUGAAUGUGCUACCAGAGACCAAAGUUCAUGUACUGAAUGGCAUCAGCUAAGAAGGCAUAGACUGACUGCCUCACGUUUCAGGGAGAUCUGCCAGGUUCGAGAGAACUCUGAAGAAAGCCUGGCUAACCGGAUACUGCAAGGAACCCGUCAGAUGGCGGCUAUGAAGAGGGGGCUCGAAUUAGAGGCAGAUGCUAUCUGGGAAUACUGUCAGAUGAAAAGGGUGAACCACUACCCCUGUGGAUUUGUCAUUCAUCCCGAUGCUCCUUGGCUGGGGGCGUCUCCAGAUGGGUUCAUCUUUGACCCUUCAGACCCAUGUCAGUUUGGGCUGAUUGAGAUGAAAUGCCUGAGUGUUAAAAGCUAUGUUGACUGCCCAUAUCUCAAAAUGAAGUCAGGCAAAUUGGAGCUACAACAAACACAUGCUUACUACUGGCAAGUACAGGGGCAGAUGUUAAUAACAGGAAUGAAUUGGUGUGAUUUUGUAGUUUCAGCUGAGGAAGAUGUACUCAUUCAAAGAAUUUAUAGGGACAAUGGUGUUUUAGAUGUGAUCAGAGAGAAAGUAGACAGGUUUUAUUUCUAUGUCUAUUUGCAGAAAUGUCUAAUGCUUCAGGAGUAG